AAGCGUUGAGUCUCUCAUUGAUAAAAACAUUUGGCAAUACUUUUAGCAAUACUUUUGUCUCGCAUUUCAAUGCAAUCAUACGUUUCAGACGUUUUCGCUGUUUAUUGUGUUUAUUAUUUGCACUGAUUUUGGUUUUGGCGGACCUUUUAUCGCAUCCAUUGACGCAAACCAUUCAUAUUAUCCAUACAUUUGUCCCGCAUUUAAAUGGCAUUCAUUUGCAGUGAAUUAAUCACCAAAUGAUGCAUUGAUUGAGCCAUUGAUUGAGUGAUUGAUCUGUUUUUGGUCUGAAGACUACGGGAAGACAUAAUCACCAGAAAUGUUGUACAUAUUUCUUGUGGAGAGCGGAUCUAUGAUGACGUUCGACAUGAAUCUCGCACUUCAGACCAAAGAGUCGAUCGAAAGUCUGAAUCCACCGAAAUGUGUGACCGAAUACGACCCGGACGUGGAUAUGGCCGACAGAGUCCAGAGUUGUGUCGAUAUGAACCCCAGUAUCCAUACAGUG
Molecule: messenger RNA, 502 nt
Organism: Medioppia subpectinata
Lineage: Eukaryota; Metazoa; Arthropoda; Arachnida; Sarcoptiformes; Oppiidae
Source: the annotation of a GenBank genome assembly